CUGAGGACAGUUCAGUUGAACUAUGAACACGUCAACAAGUGUCAAAUAAGUCAAAUUUUGACAAAUUCGCAAAACCACAACAAAUCCUCACGGUGUUGAUUGUUGUUAUUAAAAUAAAAAGUGCAAGAAUAUGAACCAUGCCGAGAAGAGAAACAAAAUACCAGCUGCUCCGACUCUUGCGGCUACGGGCAAUCUGUUAUCAAGUGUUGCUCCCCCAUCAGAAUUACCAAAUUUUAUUACAACGAGCGUCAACCCCGUAGCUCCUGUAGCACCCGUAGUACAAAAUGAAGCUCCUGUAUCACAGACAAAUACAAAGCCAGCAGAGAAUCCAAAUGCACCUGUGCCAAUGGAUAUGUCACCACAAACUCCAGAAAAAUUUAGCCCCGCCAUACCACCAUCAAAAGGAGAGCCAACUGUGUCAAUACGGUCACCAGUAGAGUCUGAUAGCACAUUGUCACCAGGCUCAUUGCCAGAAAGUGGAGUUGGUACUGAUAAAAUUGGUGAUAUUAUGCCAGGUAGUGGUCUCAUAACUUGGAUGAAAGGUGCCAUGUCAAGUGGAGGGAUUCUCCAGAAGGUAGCCGAGAAAGCUAAAAACUCAGUUGAUUCCAUGAUAACAACACUUGAUCCUCAGAUGAAGGAAUAUUUAAAUAAUGAAGGUAAUCAAACAAGCAUAUCUUCUGAUGGGAGUGGUGGUGAUUUAUACAUAGUUGUUGCUUCUGAUAAGGAGGUGAAAGUAUCCCCUGUACGAGAAGCCUUUCAAACCGUGUUUGGAAAAGCGACUAUUGUUGGCGAACCCGCCCAAAGUGACGUCACAGCCGCACAACCAGUAGGCUACGCGGCCGCGUACGCAGCGGCUAAACAACGCAUCGCACACUUGAGAUCUGUCAACUCACAACUGCAUAAUAACGUGCCUAUAGUGGCUAUUGAGAGCUUUGUGUAUGAGGCUAUGCCUGAUAGGUGGUACGACAUAGCGCUACUAGUGUUGUCCCAGCCCUCCCUCGGUAUCGAGUUGCAAGUGCAAUCACAAGGCACGCCCAUCCCUAGUGCCGCGGUACUUGCAGCGAGAGAAGCCACGCCUACCGACUAUGCGCACGCGCAGACUGGGUACAACACUACUAUUGGUUCGAUUAUGUCGGCUAAUUUACAGGUACCACACACACAAUGGCAAGAAGCGUCAACGAGCGUGUCCCGACGAGAGUUGUUGCUAUUGGCGUCUCGUUCUCUCGCCGGCUCAUAUCAGAGAAUGUUGGCAGUAUCUGCCGCUGAGACCUGAUAGAUUUUAUGUGUUCCGCACAAAAUAUUGUUAAGACGAAUCUAUUAUAUCUUAGAUUAUUGUAAUAUAGUAUAUAAUAUUAUGUUAAAUAAAUAUUGGCGCUCAAAGACUUA
This is a messenger RNA of Colias croceus (clouded yellow), 1386 nucleotides long. Its product is annotated as protein PRRC1-like. Lineage: Eukaryota; Metazoa; Arthropoda; Insecta; Lepidoptera; Pieridae. Gene Ontology annotation, cellular component: cytoplasm. Bases 131 to 1273 code for a protein of 380 amino acids. Gene Ontology annotation, molecular function: protein kinase A regulatory subunit binding. Gene Ontology annotation, biological process: activation of protein kinase A activity. The record is from RefSeq and is a predicted model, not a curated record. The transcript is spliced from 11 exons.